GUUAUCAUGUGACCCCAAAAAUUCAUGCUACAUUUUGCUAAGCAAAUAGAGUGAGGAUGAAAUAGGAAGGAAGAGUAAUAGAAAAUGAUGACAACUGAACCGGCCCAAUCCACGCGAAGAAAACAAAAACAAAAUGCAAGUCGUCCAGUUGUGGUGGCAAUGGCAUACGGGGCAUACCUCUUGUUCUUCAAUCCCUCUAUCUUCAAUUUCAUACUAUCAAGCCAAAGCAGCCAUUAGGCACCGCCACAACACUAGUGCAUUAUCCCUGAGUUUCUACACAAACCCUAACCUAACCUCUCCAAGAUUUCGUCUUGCUACUUUCACACCUGCUUCUAACAUCGGGUUGAACGAUACCGUUGAUGAUACGGGGGAAGAAGGAGAUGAUGAUGGAGUUGAGAUUGAGAUUGAAAAAAUGGGGAAAAAUCGAAGGAGGAUUCGAUCUAAGGUAGCUGUGAAUGCGAGCUUGCAGAAUGUUUGGGACGUUCUCACUGAUUAUGAAAGAUUAGCUGAUUUCAUCCCUGGUCUUGCCGUUAGUCAGUUGCUUCAAAAGGAACCUAAUUUCGCCCGACUUCUUCAGAUUGGGGAGCAGGACUUAGCAUUCGGGCUCAAAUUUAAUGCUAAAGGUGUCAUUGAUUGUUAUGAGAAAGACCUUGAAGAUCUCCCCACUGGUCAGACACGUGAUAUUGAGUUUAAGAUGGUAGAAGGUGACUUCAAAAUUUUUGAAGGGAAAUGGUCUAUCGAACAGUGCAAGACAGGUAGUGUCAAAGAGCAUGAUUCUUCUGUGGACCAACCAUUUCUUACAACUCUCUCCUACAUUGUCUAUGUUGAGCCCAAGCUUUGGUUGCCUGUGCGGGUUAUUGAAGGCAGACUUUGUAAGGAGGUAAAAAUCAACCUACGGUCUGUUCGGGACGAAGCACAAAAAGUAUAUGUCUCUUCAUUUUCAUCUUAUUAACCGCUAACUAAUUACUACUACCAUUUAUUGCUGAAGAAAUGUAUAUAUUACCACUCGUAAUACAGUUUUACUGAAGCAACUUCUACUUUGGUUGCACUCAUUUUGAUUAUGUGGAUUAACUACUACAGGUUCAUAGUAGUUCAAAUUCUUUUUCUUUUGGUCAA
Lycium barbarum (goji berry) is the source of this 1116-nucleotide messenger RNA. RefSeq lists its product as uncharacterized. The transcript has 3 exons. Bases 134 to 952 code for a protein of 272 amino acids. Lineage: Eukaryota; Viridiplantae; Streptophyta; Magnoliopsida; Solanales; Solanaceae. The record is from RefSeq and is a predicted model, not a curated record.